CGUUCGGACUGACGCAUGCGCACAGGCGACCGCACCCGGUUCGGCUCCUCUUUCUUGGCCAGAGGCGCCUAUUGGACAGGAGCGGGCGUGAUGGUGGUGGGUACGGGGACCUCGCUGGCGCUGUCCUCCCUCCUGUCCCUGCUGCUCUUCGCUGGGAUGCAGAUGUACAGCCGCCAGUUGGCCUCCACCGAGUGGCUCACCAUCCAGGGAGGCCUGCUUGGCUCCGGCCUUUUCGUCUUCUCGCUCACAGCCUUCAAUAAUCUGGAGAAUCUUGUCUUUGGCAAAGGGUUCCAAGCGAAGAUCUUCCCAGAGAUUCUUCUCUGCCUCUUGUUGGCUCUUUUUGCAUCUGGCCUCAUCCAUCGAGUCUGCGUCACCACCUGCUUCAUCUUCUCCAUGGUCGGUCUGUACUACAUCAACAAGAUCUCCUCCACGCUGUACCAGGCAACAGCUCCAGUCCUCACCCCAGCCAAGGUCACGGGCAAGGGCAAAAAGAGAAACUGACCCUGGAUGUCCAAUAAAGUUGAUUCUUCGUA
Pteropus alecto (black flying fox) is the source of this 533-nucleotide messenger RNA. RefSeq names its product keratinocyte associated protein 2 (gene KRTCAP2). NCBI's taxonomy places the organism in Eukaryota, Metazoa, Chordata, Mammalia, Chiroptera, Pteropodidae. The record is from RefSeq and is a predicted model, not a curated record.